Molecule: messenger RNA, 1392 nt
Organism: Myotis brandtii (Brandt's bat)
Lineage: Eukaryota; Metazoa; Chordata; Mammalia; Chiroptera; Vespertilionidae
Gene: ERICH1
Product: glutamate-rich 1
Source: RefSeq, a predicted model, not a curated record
AUGUCGCACUGUCCGCGGGAUCGCGUGUUUGUUGAAAAAGUGCUGAAGAGACUUUUUCCUCAGGAUCCACAUGGCCAAGAAAAGAGGGCACGUCUGCCUGCGGCCUCCGAAACCCCUCCCGAGAAAGAGCGAUGCCGGCGCGUCCCCCCGUUGGCAGGUGGCGGCACUGGGCCCCCGCCUGGCCGGCGGCUCUACACUGUGGCUUUGCCUCCUGAGGGCUAUGUUCCUGUUGCUGCCCCUGCCCAGCCGGAGCCCGAGCCUGAGCCCCCGCCCCCGCCCCCCAGCUGCACGGAUUCCGAGGGCUCCUCCAGCAGCGAGGGCGUGGCAGAUCGGGAUCCUCAUGAUCAACCGAAGAGAAGAAGAAUUAGGAAGCAUAAAUCAAAGAAAAAAAUUAGACGUCCCAGCAGCGUUCACGUAGAAGAGGCGGAAUUAGAGAAGCAGCAGAGCCUGUUAGAAGAAAGGCUGCAGCCGCGGCACGCAGACGGCCCCGCCAUCAGCAAAAACAAGAAGAGGAAACUGAAGAAGAAGCAGCAGAUGAAAAGGAAGCGGGCAGCCGGCGUGCCGACGAAAGCCGCCGGCAUCAGCUUCCUGUACGCGCCCGGCGAUGGAGCUGGGGGACUCCAGCGAGGGGGCCGGAGGGGGCGGCUCCGAGGCCGAGGCCCCGGGGGACGAGGGGACAAGGAGGACCGUGAAGACAGCGUGGACGCCGAGCAGGACGGGGGCAAAGGCUCCGACGACCAGGCAGAGGGUAUCCUCGAUUUUUUGAAGUCAACACAGGAAAUGUAUUUUUAUGAUGGUGUCUCCAAGGGCUCGGACCCAGCCUUCCUGGCCGCCUCGGAGGCGCUGUUGAGGGGCCUGGGCGCUGGCAGCGUGCCCCCCUCCGACCUGCGGGCCCUGGGCCACAUGAAGGCGCUGCUGCUCCUGCGGGAUCCUGGGGGGCUGCGGCGCGCCCUGCAGGUGUUCGAGGAGCACUGCACCCUGCCGCCAGACCAAGCCCGAGUGGUCUCCGCCUUCUUCAGUUACUGGCUCACCCACGUCCUUCCUGAGAAAACGGGGAGUGAACCCGGAGGGAGCAGCUCCUGAGCAGAGCUGACACGGAGCAGGAAGCCCUAACAGGCAGCAGGCGCUGAGCUCACGCCCUCGACACAAAGACACGAGGCCCCGGUCCUGGGAGGACGUUCCUGCCACGAAACUUACCCCGUGUCCCGUGUUGGGCCGGCGCCCGAGGCUCCACCCGCACCGCACAGGCACAGACCAAACACGUCUUGCACCACCACCCAGUGAUCGGGCGGUCUUUAUUCCUGUGAAAACGAAAAGUGCGUGCCCUGUACAGGUGAGGAAGCCGGCAGUGUGAGGCUGUGGUCUGUUAAAUGCUGUGGUUCAAGUCGUGCG